UAUUCUGUUCGCGCGAUGCACUGAUAUGGAUUUUAAAAAAUAUUUUGUGAUAUCCCAUACUUUCUCGGAUUGUUGAAGCAAUACAAAAAAGGCACCUCUGAACUGAGGCGAUACCCUCUCUUUGUUUGGAGAAGAGCUAACCCCUGAAUAAAAGACAUGGAGAGCAAAGAAGAGAUCAGUGAUACUGACAGCGGCAUCAUUCUGCAGUCUGGUCCAGAUAGCCCCUCCUCUCCUCUGAAGGACCUGACCACUCACACGCGAGCCAUGAAGCUGAAGCACAAAUCAUUGGAGGACCGACUGGAGCUGUGUCUGCUGGAGCUGAAGAAACUGUGUAUCCGCGAGGCCGAGCUGACAGGACACCUGUCGUCAGACUACCCGCUGCAGCCAGGAGAGAAGCCCCCACGAGUCCGACGGCGUAUCGGAGCCGCCUUCAAGUUGAACGAAGAGAGCAUCCACCAGGAGGGAGGGGAUCCCGAGCUUCUCUCUGUGGAGGCAGAGCUAGCCCUGCAGCUGCAGAUUUAUGAGGCGGCCCGCAGGCUGUCCCUUGAGGAACACCUGAGCAAGCCGGUGAGGAAGAGCCGGCAGCAGCAGUGCAAACGCGAGGAGAGGAAGGUGCAGGAGCUACGGGAGGCCGUGCUCCAGCUCCGCCUCAGGCAGGGGCGCACCUCGCCGCACCCGGCCAACGCCAGCUCUCAGAGAGAUCCCGGCACCUCGGAUGACAGCUCCCUGUCAGACGCUGUGGUCCUAGAUGAAGAAGUGGAGUCCAACCAGUCCUCUCAACUGGCACUGGAGGCUCCAGACCUUGCGGAUCCCCAGCAGACCACCGAGGUCCCCCCUCAAGGCCCUCCACCCAGUCCCCGGCACCUCCCACCUCAGACCCUGGAGGGCCUGAGGCCUGGAGAGAAGCACAGCCAAGAGUAUGAGCGCUCCCCCAUCCAGAACUCACCCUGGAAGGAGUCCAGUCUGGACCAGCCCUAUCAGAAACCCAAGAAAUCCCAAUCUGCUUGCAGCAGCCGGUCAAGUAGUCCAGCGGUGACUCCCGUGUCCACCCCAGUGGAUCCCCGAUUUGGAGAUGCCCCGCUCCCGUUCCUGAUGCCCCUGCGCCACACUCACUCCAGCAGUGCCCCUACCACCCCGGAGCUACACACGCGCAGACAGUACUCCCAAUCCUUCCGGCUUCCGAACAGCAAGAACUUUCAGGACCCCAAUCAGACUCGGGGCCGCGCCCAGCUGCCGCGGAGACGAGUGACAGACUUCACAGUGACCGCGCCGGAGUACUCGCCCCGGAGGGCGGCCCAGGGGACCCCGCUGUACCUGUCCAGCUCUGAAGACAGUAGCUCUGAGCACUCUGUGCCCUCCUACACCAGCUCUCCCUGCCGCGAGGUCCCGCUCAAGAUGACCAGGCCGUGCCCGCCCCCUUACGGAUACCACCUCACUACCCACGGCAACGGCGUCCACAACGGGCCCCUGGCGUUCACGGGGCCCAGCUUCUACAAAAUCACCCCGCACCAGCCCACAGCCAGCUUCUACAGGGAGUACAUGGAGGAGGCGGGUGGGUACCCCCCUGAAAUCGACAUGGGACGACUAUAUUUGGGCCCACCCCCACCCCACUCCCUCGCUCGGUAUGAGUACCGGUACGAGGAGGCCCCCUCUCCACGACAGAUGCUCAGGCCUCUGCCCCCCCACACGCGGCUAGCCCGCACCCCUUCCCUCAGGGAAUACUCCCACCAUCACAUGAGGGGGCUGCCGAGGGAGAUGGUGUCAGAAGAGCUCAAGUCCUGGCACCAGCGCAGCCAGUUCCGGGGCCCUCGUCCUCGAUCCCUGGACCGGCAGGGCGCGGUCCGCAUCAAGAGCGCACACGGGCGAGACUCCCCUCUUUCCCAGCAACACCACCUCUAUCAUCAGAUUCCCCAGAGGCACAUCCUCCAGAGGGCCCCAGAUGGGACACCAGUGCAGUGGUUUGUGGAGGAGGACUCUGAAAUCAUCAGCCAGGUCUAGCUACACGGAGGAGGACUCUGAAAUCGUCAGCCAGGUCUAACUCUGGGACCAAGUCACCGAAAUACACUGGAUACGCCCAAGGGGUCGUGUUUAUUUAUUUAUUUAUUGAGCCAGUGGACUCAUGGAACCAUGUUGUGCACCUGUAGACAUUCACUUUUGUAAACACGAGAAGACAUGUUAUACUCCUGCACCAAAGGAGGCACCUCCACCACCAAAUCUAUGAAUUGCUUGUCUUGAGACAAGAA
Molecule: messenger RNA, 2243 nt
Organism: Megalops cyprinoides (Indo-Pacific tarpon)
Lineage: Eukaryota; Metazoa; Chordata; Actinopteri; Elopiformes; Megalopidae
Gene: inavaa
Product: innate immunity activator a
Exons: 10
Coding region: 157-1998 (613 amino acids)
Biological process (GO): positive regulation of protein ubiquitination; adherens junction maintenance
Source: RefSeq, a predicted model, not a curated record